GAGGACGGAGACAACAUCGAUGUGACCGAUGCCAACAAGCACGAGUUUGUGAAACUGGUGGCCGAGUGGGCGUUCACACACAACACAAAAGAUCAGACAGCCGCGUUCCUGAAGGGAUUUGAUUGUAUCGUGCCACUGGACAAUCUGCAGGUCUUCGAUGAGAGGGAGAUUGAGGUGUGUCUGGCGGUGUUGGAAGCG
Molecule: messenger RNA, 198 nt
Organism: Sphaeroforma arctica JP610
Lineage: Eukaryota; Ichthyosporea; Ichthyophonida
Exons: 1
Molecular function (GO): ubiquitin-protein transferase activity
Source: RefSeq, a predicted model, not a curated record